Molecule: messenger RNA, 537 nt
Organism: Colletotrichum higginsianum IMI 349063
Lineage: Eukaryota; Fungi; Ascomycota; Sordariomycetes; Glomerellales; Glomerellaceae
Exons: 2
Coding region: 1-537 (178 amino acids)
Source: RefSeq, a predicted model, not a curated record
AUGGGCUUCAUCUUGAAAGACCCGCCGCCCGACGACCGGUGGGACUGCCACUACUGCGACGGCGACCCUGGGCAACAUCGCCUAGACGAGAUCAUGGACUUCGCCGAUGGAGGAACAGUCAUCUCCGACGAUGGACACCUUUCUGCAUCUCCUUGGGCAACGCCAACGACCACCCCGAUGCGCCGACAGCCACGCUACCCGGCACUCGGACAGCCACGCUGCCUUGCCUCGACCUCUUCCACUGAGUUGGUACCGACUCAGGGUUGUGACCCAACUUGCGCCAUGCAGUCCGCUUUCUCCGUUGACGGAACUCCCAUCGCAAGCGUCCAGAGCCCGGUCCUUGUCCUUGCCAUCAUGGAACACUUUGUUCCAAAUGUCCCACUGACACCGCUGCACCUCGGCCAGCUACAAGAGCCGCUUUCUGACUUCAGAAUGGCGUUUCUUGGCGAAUCCGAGACCUGCUGCCUAGAGCUCCCAACGCCUCGGCGAUCAGGAUCACUCGAUGGCUCCAUGAUGACCUUUUCGAUUGCUGUCUGA